AUGGAGCGAACAAGAGGUCGAUCGAACCACAUCACAGUUCGAUCGAACGCGUCAAGGACAAGGGACACGAUCGAACCCCUACAUGGCGAGAAGAAUCGAUCGAUCCCGUUCCCCUACAACCAACUCGAUCGAUCCCAUGCAAAGCAAGCCAGCUCGAUCGAUCCAUGUCCUGUUUCAGCCGUUCGAUCAACCCGGUCAGAUGAUAUCACAGCCGUUCGAUCUACUUGGUGCAAACCGACUCGAUCGAACCAGCGAACCGGAUUGAACCGAAGUCGACCCCGGAGCUAUUUAGACCUAUCUUUAGCCAUGUUUAGGCACGCCGUUUUUCAGAGUUUACACUGUUUUUCAUUGUUUCUGAGGGAGAAGAGAUCAAACCUCUGUAUUCACAGUUUGGAGAAGAUUUCUGAACCCUUGUUUGCUAUUUUCUUAUUUGAUUCAAUGACAUUCAUUCAGUAUUGUUUGCUGUUUCACCAUGUCUGA
Molecule: messenger RNA, 480 nt
Organism: Microthlaspi erraticum
Lineage: Eukaryota; Viridiplantae; Streptophyta; Magnoliopsida; Brassicales; Brassicaceae
Source: the annotation of a GenBank genome assembly